GUGCGGGGGGGGCAGCGGCGGAGCGGGGAGGCCGGAGGAGCGCGGGGACCUGCCGCGCAGGCCGGGACUGGCGGGCUCGCUGACGGCGGCAGGUGCUCCGCGCUGACCGCGACAACGCGCCUGCGGGCUCUUUGCGGGAAGUUUGCGGGCGGGAGGAGGGGAGCCGCGGCGGGACUGCAGCAGCCGGGCUGGAAAUGCCCCUGAGGAGCCUCCUGCCAGCGGCGGGGCUGCGGCAGCGCCGCUGAAGCCCGCCAGCCUGCCGGGACGCCGCUUCCUCCGGGGAGGGAGGUGACCGAGCCGGCCGCUCUGCGGCUGUUCCGCCCCCGCGGGGCUCGGCUCUUCCCGGGGUGCGGAUCCGGCUCUGGGGUUUUGCCCUUUGCUACCGCCAGGGCUGCAGAGUGCGGUCCUGCGCACCCCGCUCCCGGCUCCGCGCCGGCGCCCGCCGCUGCCGCCCGCCCCACCGGGCAGGUCGGUGCCCGCUGCCGCCGCAGCCCCCUCACGGCUGCAUGCCCGCCGCGGUCUCGGCACGGCUGGAUUCGCUGGAGUCCUGGGCCUUCCAUGCGCUGCUGGUGCUGCCCUAUAUGUUUUACGUGGGGUUGUUUUUUGUCAACGUGCUGAUCCUGUACUAUGCCUUCCUGAUGGAGUACAUCGUGCUCAAUGUAGGCAUCGUCUUCCUGCCCGAGGAUAUGGACCAGGCUCUGGUGGAUCUGGGGGUGCUCUCCGACCCCGGCUCCGUGCUCUACGAGACGGACAGCGAGCUGGAUGUUUUUGAUGGGUACUUGGAGUGACGCCCCGGGGCGCUCCGAAGUGACUGCGGGGUGACGCCGCGGGGCCGGGGCCGGUGUCCCGACAUGGCCGUAGCUCGGGGAACGCCCCGGGUACCCUCGCAGCGUCUCGGCUCCUUCUGCGCAGCAUCUCUUCCAAAUGGCCCCCCCUUCUCCCGGUGCAGGGGCGAGCGGGGCGGCGCGGACCCGCAAAAUCUCCACGUUAAAAACAAAGGUGGUUUGUUGACUCCAGGAUACAGAGCAGACAGAUUCAUUAAACACCUGACAUGGAUUGUAACCAGGUUAAUGGAACAAGUAAUGAAAGAAGCUCUGAAAUGUAGAGAUGAAAAGAAGGAUAAGGGGACAAGAAGAAGAGUUGUCAUCAGACCUUGUCAGUUGUGACUUUUCCUCAUGAGUGUGCACCAACUGCAGAGAUUCUUGCACCAUACUGGGCUUCCACAGGUAAUUCUGGGAUGGACUGUAUGAACAAAUAAUAUAAGCUAUGUUCUAGUAUAACAGAAAAUCAAGACGUUACUCAGAUUUGAUAAACUUUGAAUAGAUACCACGUCACCUGAAUGGACACGCUCUCCAUAACUGCUUCAGCGAGUUUUACAAUCACACACUGAAACUCUACCAGCCAGUAGUUCAAAGACAGCGCUCUCAGGGGAAAACAUGCAGGAGUGACUGCAAGGAGGUUCUGUUCAGGGCAGGGUUACGGCAAGAACUGUGCUAGUAAGAUAUUUUAUUUAAAUUGUGAGUUUUGAAAUAGAGAGUGAAUUUUAUAUGUCAGAUGGAUUCAUUAUCUAACACGAUAUAAUACUUUGCAGAUUGUUUAAGCUUGUGUUCCUAUGUACAGACAUGAAAGCAAUAAAGACUGACCUUUUCCAUGAAAAAGUAAA
Molecule: messenger RNA, 1663 nt
Organism: Columba livia (rock pigeon)
Lineage: Eukaryota; Metazoa; Chordata; Aves; Columbiformes; Columbidae
Gene: DEXI
Product: Dexi homolog
Exons: 3
Coding region: 507-788 (93 amino acids)
Source: RefSeq, a predicted model, not a curated record